This is a messenger RNA of Lineus longissimus, 5525 nucleotides long. RefSeq names its product beta-1,3-galactosyltransferase 5-like. Gene Ontology annotation, molecular function: hexosyltransferase activity. The record is from RefSeq and is a predicted model, not a curated record. Gene Ontology annotation, cellular component: Golgi membrane. The transcript has 2 exons. NCBI's taxonomy places the organism in Eukaryota, Metazoa, Nemertea, Pilidiophora, Heteronemertea, Lineidae. Bases 594 to 1820 code for a protein of 408 amino acids.
UUCAGAAGGGCCGGGCCGAGUUCGCCGGGAACGACAAAAUAUAGACUAGGCAUGAGGAGCACUGGAGGUACCUGGAGUGGGCAGGCAUAAAAUCUUAGCAUGCUUAGUGCUGAUGUCAUCUUAAACUGCCGACAUAUUUUAUCGGCAAUUAAUAGGAGACAUUAAGAUACAAGUGAGUUGGUUGGCCGAGUUGGCCCGUAUUCCUAUAUAGUUCCACUUUCACAGGACAGAUGGCGUGGAGGUGAAGCCGACGCAGAACUUCACGUGUGUCGAGUUCGUAUUUCGGUUUGAGGACGCACGCAUUCACGGCGUAAAAAUUUGGUGAACGUCUAAACUUUAUUUCUGGUCAGUCUGCAGCAUAAAGCAUUGUGUAAUUGGCACUUCAAGAUUAUUGUUGGAUGUUGCCCAACAGCCUUGUGUGUCGCCUUAACCAGCGUUGUCUUUCUCAAUGAGUGUUUCGCCAAUAGAAUAAUCAAAAUGAGGUGCCAUAAGGACUCAAACUGAUGAGAGGACAUUGUCCCUCAUUUCUGUGAAACUCAUAGGACUGUGCCUAUCUUCUCACUUGGUAACCGACUGGGCCACAUACGGAAACGAUGUGUACUAUUAAAGCGAAACGAUUCAAUAUUGUGUUGAAGACGUUGCCGCAGAAGGGUGCAGCAUCUACGUACAUCCUCUACAUCAAUAUAACAUGGUUCUUCCUGAGGCCACGCGAGAUCUCAAAGGAGUUGAUUCUACGAAAAAUACGGAAGAGAUGGUUCCUCUUUGCCUUGAUUGCUAUCUUCUCCCUGACAGGAUUAAUCAUGAGUAUUGUCCAAACUGAGGCCAUAUCAAGGAAACGUCUCUCCUUCUUGUUGCAAACAUUACACGAUCAUCAUUAUGAUUUUGAGGAUGCAGCAGGCAGGCACCCAAGCUUGCGUUUUCGGAGUAAGAACCGAUUCAGUUUUGGUGAUAUCAAACGACCAACGGUUGUUUGGAAUCCUGGAUCUUUUGUCGAUGACAAUUCAGAAACAAACAAAGCACUUCAAUGCAAAAAAGGAAAGCUGCUGCUCAUCUUAGUCACCAGUGCACCUCAAAAUUAUCAGAAACGGCGGGCAAUUCGUGAAACAUGGGCAGUGAAACGUGGCGAAUAUGCAGACUCGUGGCAGCAUUUAUUUCUCAUAGGACGCACAGAUAAUGCAACUCUGGAUAAAGAGAUUGUUUUUGAGAGUCAAAAGUAUGGUGAUAUUUUAUUAGGGAAUUAUACAGAUACUUAUCGAAACUUGACUGUGAAGGUGCUAAGUGGUUUCAUGUGGGCAGAGCAUAAUUGUAAACCAUCAUUUAUCCUCAAAACGGAUGAUGACUGUUAUGUGAACACGUUAUUACUGCCAAAAUUUCUUCAGCUCUACCACAAGAGUGACAGGUCACUCUAUGUUGGUAAUGUCUUCCUUGAUGCUUUUCAGAGACGCGUCGUCCGUCGGGAUGAUAGUCCGUGGUCAGUUUCUGAGGAGCAAUACGCACCUGAUGUGUACCCAAUGUAUGCGAGUGGUCUGGGUUAUCUGAUAUCUCAAGACGUGGUGCGCGAAAUCAUAUCAAUGAGCAGCUACAUUCAGCCAUUUUCAGUGGAGGACGCUUACAUCGGAGUAGUCGUUGACAAGAUUGGUGUUGUUCCAAAGAAAAGCUAUAGAUUCACGCUGCACUCAGUCCAUUGGACAAUAUGCAAUUUUCUCUACCUAUUUGUUGUCCAUCAUGUGGAGGGACAGGAACAACACAAGAUGCAUGACACGGCAGUACGUGCAACCAAUGAUUGCAAUGCACAGGAGUUUGUGACCGAGUGGGAGUGACACUGAAAUGGUUGGACAUUGUUUUUUUCAUUUCAUUAUAAUAUUUUGGAUAAAAGUCACAUGUACAGUGAAAUUGCACUACUUGUCAAGAAUGUUUUUUAACAUUGAUAAUGAUUUAUGACUCCAUGUUACAGGUACAAGAUGUAGGCAGUCCCCCCUCCCCUAACAGAGGACAGAUGACAUCAGUGGUCUCCCGACACACGUUGCCAUACUCUUUGGUAUACCUCUGUAAAAUGCCUCCUACAUGCAUGACAAUUGACAUGUCUUAUCCCCAUAUAGUUGGUUUAGGCCACACCAAAUGCCCUCUUCAGUCUUUUAUUUUACAUUUCUCGCAUAGUGCAAAGAGAUUCAUCUUUCUAUUUUUGAGUGCUUCUAAAUUGAUCGGCAAUUCUUCCCAUGAAAUCUUUUGUAGCAGACGACACCUGACAUCAUUGAUCUGUUCUCUCAGUGCACCCGCACUCAUAUCAUCGCCUGAUAUGCCAGUUCCACGUUGAUGAAUUUAAUGAAUGAUGAUAUCUCUAUCAGUGUGAUAGUAUCAGUGAGCUUAUUCUUGUUGGUCGUGGCAUGGGGGACCCUCUGUGGAAUGUCUGUGCUGUUUGAGGGUAUUUUGAUUGGCCCAAUAAUUGUAGUGCUGAAAGUCUCCUCCAUGUAAAUGCCUAAAAUGUUUUAUCUUUUGCUAGCAAGGGCUCGGAACUGCCCUCUGGCCUCUACUCUAACAGUAAGAUAAGUGACAUCCAUUGGGUUUCAUAACAUCAUGUACAUUGUAGUUACGGUGGAACAGCUUAGUUUCUGGCAAGUACAACAAAAGACCUCUCAGUAUCAUCAAUCAUAAUGGGACAAAACUUGUCAUAUCAUGCAGAGAUACAUGGUAUGAAAUAGAUUCUUUUUGUGAGCAAACCAGCUGUGAGUGACUGUUGUUCUGACAUCACUGAUGAAUUGUUUACUCCUUGUAUUGACCCAGUUUGUAUCCAAAACAUGAUGUCCUCAUCAGUCAAACAUUGUCCACUGAAUCAAGGUUGGGUUAUGGCCUUGGGCAAGUCAGUUUUAGUGAGCAGAAAAUGGCUUAUUUUGGGUGGUGCUGUUGAAGAGGUUGAUAAUAAUUUGUACAAUGUGUUAGGACAUGAUGAAGAAGGUAGACCUUUAAGCUGAGGCCAGAGUGGCCAAUGUUGGCUGUUUACCCUUGAAUUCUUAUAGCUCUUUAUCAUUGGACAUUGGGCGCUGAUUGAUAAAUUCUACAUUGCAGAUUCUUCAGUAAACAUUGUCACAUGAGAAAAUAAUGGUUCAUCUGGAGUGCAUUGUUGGAUUGUGCGGCACCUUUAGAUGGCUGCUUUUACAUCUGUUAUGUGUUUCACUCUCAGGUCAGUUGAGGGCAGGUGUACUGAGCAGAGGAUUGAGUCUAGUACCUGACAAACCCCUGGGAGUGCUUACAUUAUUCAUAUGUUUAUGUGAAAGCUGAAUAUUGAAUUGAAUAGAAUUUUAGGGGGAUUUAUUUGCGUUUGUGAAUAGACACUUGCAACAGCUGAAAAUCAGCUGAAAAUCUUCCGAGUUUUGCGAAUAUUACUAUUAGUGGCGCAAACAUUACUGAUCUAAACAGUCAUUGAAAACGGUAUAAAAUCUGAUUGACUGAUUUUUUGUAUAGAGUCAGUACAAAAUAUUAUAAAGUCAUUAGAGUUCAUCAUAGAAAUGUGUCAGCCAUGAGAAGUGUACCAGGGCUGUGCACCAUGAUAAUUCCUUCAUUUAUUCAUUUUUUAUGUGUUUAUGAUUUACAAAUUAGACCUGCUUCCAAGGUAUCAUUCGAUUUGUCCUUUUGGGAUAAUGGCAUUGACCCAAAUAUUUUAAAGAGGGGUCAAGUACAUUGUAAUAUUCUGGCUAAAUAUUAAAAACUCAUUUGAAUAUCCAUUAUCGAGCAUCACCUGAUUUAGAUUUGACCAUAAAUUUGCAUUUUUAUAUAAUGCCAACAUGUUUGUCUGAUCUGUAAACUAAAUUAUGAAACAUCACUUAAUUUCUUUUUACUGGGCUGCAUCAUCCUUUGUCACACACCCCUGUAUACAUGUAUAUACCCUCUCGGCAGAAACUUUGUAAGUCACAAGUUAGGGGUCAACACAGGCCUCAUACAUUUGUGUCAAUUUAAAGAAGUGAGGAAGUCUAGACACUUCAGAAAGUUCCUUCAAAAUGAGAGUAAUUACCCAGACUUGAUGUCCCAAUGAGAUUAGAGUUAUUACACUAGAACAAACAACGUGACUUUAUCUCUUUUUUCGUGAAUGGCGUGAUCGAAAAUUAUCAGAAAUUAUUAAAUUAGGGUCAAUGAUUUGUGGUUGGGUACUUGUCAGCACAGGAGUGUGCUGUGAGAGCACUCACAAGUGCACUUAUGUCUAAAUAAACAAUCUCAUGUAUUGUAUGAAUGAAGGGUUCUCCUCCUAUAAUUUUCCCCAAAACUCGGUUGGGGAUGACAUUUUGUUGGUGGUGUGUUGUUCCAACGAGAAUGUCAUCAGAUUUUAUAGUUUUUAGCUCAAUAUAGUGUGUCCGCCCAAUUAAAAGGGUGUCUGCUGAUGGCAAAGUCGUAUCAAGUUCUGUGUUGCUCAAAAUGUCCAAUAAGCAUAAAACCUCUUAUUUGCUUGGUUUUAUGCCUGUGUAAUUCAGUGAACAAGUGUCCUAUUUGAUUGGGUUUUGCUAAUACAACAAAUAAGAAUGCAGUGAAUAAGAAAAACCUCCAUUUCUGUUGUGGGGCUCCUUUACAGAACUUUUGCUGUUAAAUUUUGUAUGAAGUACAUGUACACAAGGAUAGUUUGGUAGACAAUCACUAAUAUAUAGUAUAAUAACAGGGUUUGAAAAAUACAUGCUAAAAUACCGGUACUAACAAGACAAAGGCAUAUUCAUAAAACCAGUUUGAACAGUCUUCUCCUAUGUAUUGUGGGGUUUUAUUUGUGCAAAAUUGAAAAAUACAGCUGAUGCAGUUGGGAGCCAUGAUAUAUAGCUAUGUUUUGUAUGUCUGAUGGCAGCCACUGUUAUAAUAUGUUCCAAGACCUUACAAUGUACCUUGUCUGGGUUUUCGACUUGGCAGCUAUAUACGAUAUGCAGGGAUGAAUAACGAGUAGCAUUUUAGAAAUCAUAUUCAUCAUUCCAGAUUGCCUACCUACGUUUUACUGUAAACUGCCAACAUUUUGCAAGUGUUUUUUUUUAUAUCUGCAGAUUUUGCCAAUAUUCGUGAUUCACGAUAAUAAAAACUGCCAAAUCCGACAAAACAUGGUUUUCUUUUUGAGGAAAUUUUCUUGAUCGCAAAAAGUAUGACGCUCAGAAAAUAGGUGGUUUACAGUAUGGGUGGGCAACAGCUGAUGUUUCUAUUAUUCUAUUCUAUUCUAUUUCUAAGUGUUUUAAGUCUUAUUGCAUGUACAUCAACGAUUUUGUUUUGAUGUCUAAUCUUUCUUAAACAGCUGAUUAAAAUAUAAGGUAUUUUUUCUGAAUUAUUUUUGAGUGAGGGCUAAUCGAAGAUAGAAAAUAGAUGACGUAAUGCUUUUCAAACUAAUUUUGUUGUGAUUUUCUUCAACAUCAGUUGGCUUGUAUCUAAGAUAUUUUUCUUUUGCUCAAAGCAAAAUGAAACAGGGUUGAAAUUGUGAAUUUCUGAUUGUAAUGUUGUAAAUAUUUGCUUUGGAAUAGGUAUAUUUUUGUGAGUUGGUAAAUAAAUAUCUGCAUUUGAAUAUACAAGGA